This is a messenger RNA of Enterobius vermicularis (human pinworm), 483 nucleotides long. The record is from the annotation of a GenBank genome assembly. NCBI's taxonomy places the organism in Eukaryota, Metazoa, Nematoda, Chromadorea, Rhabditida, Oxyuridae.
AUGUUAUCAUCAUUACGAUUGAUACGGUCAUUUUCACUAAUCCUGAAGGAAGGGGUCCAGUCUGGCUCCCCAGGUGUUACUCAGAACGCUGUCAGGAAUCUUGCAGCAGUGAAAAAGACGACCGUUCAUAAAGAGGACAAAUCUUUUGUCGAUAUGGAUACUGAGAAGUUAUGUUCCUAUUAUGGAGGUGAAGUAAACGUCAACUUAUUCACACACCUUUCAGCUGAAGAACCGGGCCCAAAAAUAUUACCAAAUGACCAGUAUCCAGAUUGGUUGUUUAAAUUGAAUUUGGAAAGGAGAAAGGAACUUGAAGAUUUAGAUCCAGAAAUUGAUGGCUGGGCGUAUUGGAGGGCAUUCAGAAAGAGACAGCUUGAACAAAGCCGGAGGAUCAGAAUGUUGAAGUAUAGAUUUUUACAUCUGCAAAAUUCGCCCUCGAUGAAAAGGAGUCAAGGCUUGAGCUAUAAACCUGCAAAGCCUAAAUAA